CGUACGGUUCGAAUAAAAAAGCGACGGGUCUCCGGAUCGGGAACGACUUCUUCGGCUCGUAGCGCUGUCGGAAAAGUGUUGAAAAAAUGCUGGAAAAUCAGCUUAGAGCAGGCGAAAAUGCCGCCGGCACUCGAUCCGUAUCGUAAUUGAAUUCGGGGCAGUGGAUUGAAAAUAAAAUUGAAUUUCGUAGCAAACAAACACGGGGCAUCGAAUAGCAAAGCGAUAAACUAGUCGUUAAAUUGAAUAUACAAAUUGGUGUUUUGAUUAAAACUAAUAAACAUAAACACUGAAACCGCAGAGCACGAGGAAAAGUGAAAAGAGGAAUUUAUUUUUAAAUACAAUUUCUUUGUUUUUCGCUGCUUGCAAUUGGCUGACAUUGCUCAUACGCCUCGUUGCCUCAGCGAAAAAGGGGAAUUUAGCAUAGUUCCUGGUUGAAAAGUUGGCAAAUGGAAAGCAAAUAGGAGAAACGAAAAGGGAUACGCAACAUUAACUCGGGAAUCCCUUUUGCCAGGAUAAAGACAAAGAGAAAGUACUCGGGGGCGUUGAAAAAGGACAUCAGCCAUGGAGAACCGCAGUGACUUCGAGGCGGAUGAUUACUCCGACAUCAGCGGGAACAACUGGAGCAACUGGAGCACCCCCGCAGCCGUUCUCUACUUGGCCAUGAGCAGUGUCCUGGCGACCACGAACCACACUCCCCUUCCCGACUUUGGCCAGGACCUCGGCCAGUCCACCAGCUCCUUCAAUCACAGCCAAACCCUAUCCACAGACCUGCCCUCCACCGUCGACGUGGAGGAUGCGGCCAAGGAUGCGGCGGCCUCCAUGGAGACGAGCCCGUUUGCAUUUGUGGUCCCGUGGUGGCGACAGGUGUUGUGGAGCCUGCUCUUUGGCGGCAUGGUCAUUGUGGCGACCGGCGGUAACCUGAUUGUUGUCUGGAUUGUGAUGACGACCAAGCGGAUGCGGACGGUGACCAACUAUUUCAUAGUGAACCUCUCCAUCGCGGAUGCCAUGGUGUCCAGCCUGAACGUCACCUUCAACUACUACUACAUGCUGGACGGCGACUGGCCCUUCGGCGAGUUCUACUGCAAGUUGUCCCAGUUCAUCGCCAUGCUGAGCGUUUGCGCCUCCGUGUUCACCCUAAUGGCCAUCUCCAUCGACAGGUACGUGGCCAUUAUGAGGCCACUGCAGCCGCGGAUGAGCAAGCGAUGCAAUUUGGCCAUUGCAGCGGUCAUCUGGCUGGCCUCCAGCCUCAUCUCCUGCCCCAUGAUGAUCGUCCACCAGACGGAGGAGGUGCCCGUGCAGGGGCAGGGCAUCCGCACAGUCUGCUUUCCGGAUUGGCCCGAUGGCCCAACGGGUCAUUCGAGGCUGGAAUCACUCUACAACAUCCUCAUCAUCGUUUUAACGUACUUCCUGCCCAUCGUCUCGAUGACGGUCACCUACUCGCGUGUUGGCUUCGAGCUCUGGGGAUCCAAAACGAUUGGCGAGUGCACGCCGCGCCAAGUGGAGAAUGUGCGCAGUAAACGGAGGGUGGUGAAAAUGAUGAUAGUAGUUGUCCUGAUAUUCGCCAUCUGCUGGCUGCCGUAUCACUGCUACUUCAUCAUCACAUCCUGCUAUCCCGUCAUCACCGAGGCACCCUUCAUCCAGGAUCUCUACCUGGCCAUUUACUGGCUGGCCAUGAGCAACUCCAUGUACAAUCCCAUUAUAUACUGCUGGAUGAAUUCGCGCUUUCGCUACGGUUUCAAGAUGGUUUUCCGCUGGUGUUUGUUUGUGCGCGUGGGAACGGAGCCAUUCAGCCGGAGGGAGAACCUCACAUCCCGGUACUCCUGCUCCGGCUCGCCGGAUCACAAUCGCAUCAAGCGCAAUGAUACCCAGAAAUCAAUACUUUAUACCUGCCCGAGCUCACCCAAAUCGCAUCGAAUUUCGCACAGCGGAACACCUCGCAAUGCGACGCUGAGAAACAGUCUGCCGGGUGAGUCGCAGUCAUCCGGCGGAGGGCACAGGAAGAGGAUGUCCUACCAGCAGGAGCUGCAGCAGCGGUGGUCGGGUCCGAAUAGUGCAGCCUGUGCGUCCAACUCCAGCAGUACGACCAACACCACCCAGCUGCUCUCCUGACAGCCGGCCAUCCAGGUGGCUCAGCCGGAGAGCCUGGAGAUGCAGACCCAGAUUGUCUGCUCGUCGCCGUACAACAACAACUACAGGCGAGCCAAUCCUGGAUUGUCCGACAGGGACUCGUCCGAUGACAAAACCUGGCUCUAAGCUAUUUAAAGGUCUCGAAUUUAUACUUUAUACUUUACAAAGGUCCUUGGAUACGUGUUCAGUGGAAGCCCGAAAAUCACCUAGUCUAAAUUUCAAUUCGUUCUUAAAGAAACCAAAGCUAAGUUAGGAUACCUUCUUUGCCCUCGACCGCCCCUCGAACAUAUCAGAUAUAGCUGGACUAAAAAAAGAGCCCACUAAUUGGGUAUUUCCCUUCAACGAUAGCCAACUGUAUAUCUGCAUUGCUUAAAGGAAACUCGAUACUUCGUCGCAUUUCAGUGGGAAAGGUUGUUCGGACAAGGAAAGACUAAAUCUAGAUAAAACACUUGUGAGCCAAGCAGUAGGUUUCCCAUAUAUAGGCCUCAUCAUGCUACUGAUCCAUUUGAGUCACUGUAAAUAUUCGGAUUGGUUCCUAAAAACUGUUUUUACUCUUCUUAACGCUUACGGCUGCUUGCUUAAGUUGUAACAAAUAAACAAAUGACUAUGAAUGUGAAUGUACGUGUAAAUAUAAAUGUCUGAAUAUAAACGUUAUUGCGAAUAAAGCGACUUGCUCCAUCACCGA
This is a messenger RNA of Drosophila ficusphila, 2812 nucleotides long. RefSeq names its product tachykinin-like peptides receptor 99D (gene TkR99D). Gene Ontology annotation, cellular component: plasma membrane. Gene Ontology annotation, molecular function: tachykinin receptor activity. Gene Ontology annotation, biological process: G protein-coupled receptor signaling pathway. The record is from RefSeq and is a predicted model, not a curated record. Lineage: Eukaryota; Metazoa; Arthropoda; Insecta; Diptera; Drosophilidae. Bases 562 to 2109 code for a protein of 515 amino acids. The transcript has 10 exons.